AAUAUUUUUGUGGACAUCUUAAAAUCAGAAGUUGGAUAAUUGAAUCCAGGUCAUAUAGGCCCACGAAAUCAAUCAAUUAAAUGGGCCUAAAAAUCAGUGAUAUAGCAACCCGUUAAAACCAUCGCGGAAAUUGAGAUCUGUUGUCAUAAAACGGGCCGGGUCGUCGAGAUUCGGAUCUUUAAGACAAAAGAAUCAGAAAUUUCGAAAUCGAGACGCAACAAAUUGAUUGAAUCAAAAGAGAUUUGAUAAAAAAUUUGAUUUCGAGAGUGCUUCGGAGCAGAAGAACAAGCAAGCUAGGGUUUUCUUCUAUUCAAAUCCAGAUAGAAUCGAAGCUAUUCAUCGAAAUUAGGGUUUUUUUUUUGUUCCCUUAAUUUUUCCUUCUGAUCCUUCGAUUUCCAUGGCGGAUGGGUACUGGAACCAGCAGCGACAGCAACAUCAUCUUCCUAGUGGUCCUCCGAAACGUCCCCGUUCCGAUUUCGAAGCUCCACCAUCAACAAUGGCUACAGGGCACGGUGGUGGUUAUUAUCCGCGGGAUGAGGAUCUCGAUGUUCCCGAUACCAGAACUAUCGGUUCAGCUUACGAUCGCUAUCUCCAGAGCGUGCAAACAUCUUCUUUGCAAUCAGGAGAAGGUGGUUCUGUUUCCAUGGGAAGACCAGGAGGAGGAGGAGGAGGUAAUGGUCAAACCGUAGAUGAUUUUAUGAUGAGACGUGGUGGAGUUCUCCCUCUAGACUAUGGUCCAAAUGGGCAGGCCAUUGGUUUUGAUCCACCAGAAUCUGUUGGUAGGCGUAACCGAGAGACACUUCCUUUACCUCCAGAUGCAUCCAACACUUUAUAUGUUGAAGGACUUCCUUCUAAUUGCUCAAGGAGGGAAGUAGCUCAUAUAUUUCGACCUUUUGUAGGAUACAGAGAAGUGAGACUUGUGACCAAAGACUCCAAACAUCGGAACGGAGAUCCUAUUGUUCUUUGUUUUGUUGAUUUUACAAACCCUGCCUGUGCAGCGACUGCUUUGAGCGCCUUACAAGGCUAUCGAAUGGACGAAAACGAGUCUGAUUCCAAGUUCCUGCGGCUCCAGUUUUCUAGAAAACCAGGUUCAAGACCAGGACAACGAGGAAGAAGGUGAUGACUCAGGGACAUUGUGGUACGUCAAACAAAUGGUAAUUUGUUGUAUCUCGUCUGGCGGAAAGAUACAUCCUCCCUUUUCAAGUAUAAUCUCUAUGAAAUCGCACAUGACAUUAGUUGUUGUAUCCUUGAAGCAACAUGAGUCUAGAGAAACAAAGAUUUGCAGAGAGUGUAGCAUAUGAGUUUAUAGAAACUGUUUAUGUUCCCUUCCUAGAUUUCAAGCUCAUAUGUCGUGUUAUAAGUUGUGUUGUUGAUUUCAAAUGUUCAUUACAAAACGCUUGGUUUUAGAUGUGGAUACAUUCUUGGUACACUAUGAAAGAGGAUUUAGCAAUGGCUAGUAGUAUCAAUAAAACUAUAUUUGCUCUA
Messenger RNA from Arabidopsis lyrata subsp. lyrata, 1485 nucleotides. RefSeq names its product nuclear speckle RNA-binding protein A. The record is from RefSeq and is a predicted model, not a curated record. Lineage: Eukaryota; Viridiplantae; Streptophyta; Magnoliopsida; Brassicales; Brassicaceae. Gene Ontology annotation, molecular function: mRNA binding. The transcript has 6 exons. The coding region runs from base 398 to 1120 and encodes 240 amino acids.